This is a messenger RNA of Loxodonta africana (African savanna elephant), 1613 nucleotides long. RefSeq names its product GID complex subunit 8 homolog (gene GID8). Bases 243 to 929 code for a protein of 228 amino acids. Lineage: Eukaryota; Metazoa; Chordata; Mammalia; Proboscidea; Elephantidae. Gene Ontology annotation, molecular function: protein binding. Gene Ontology annotation, cellular component: cytoplasm; nucleus. The record is from RefSeq and is a predicted model, not a curated record. The transcript has 5 exons. Gene Ontology annotation, biological process: positive regulation of canonical Wnt signaling pathway; proteasome-mediated ubiquitin-dependent protein catabolic process.
CGUUUUCGGUCUUUUUCUUCCCUCCCGAAGUAGACACCUAACCUUGGUUGUACCUCGGAGCUGUCACCCUGUUUCUCUUCCUAAAGAGAACGUCUUUGAAGUGAAGGUGCUGACGUUCAGGAAGAACCGUCAACUAGAAUAGCAAUAGUUACUCAGACUUCUUAUAUCUGACUUCGCCAAGCGAACGAUUUUUAUAACGAAUCUGCUUUUUAAAAGCAGAAACUGAGCUGAAAUUGACCAGAAUGAGUUAUGCAGAAAAACCUGAUGAAAUUACAAAAGAUGAGUGGAUGGAAAAACUCAAUAACUUACAUAUUCAGCGAGCAGACAUGAAUCGGCUCAUCAUGAACUACCUCGUCACAGAGGGUUUUAAGGAAGCAGCGGAAAAGUUUCGAAUGGAGUCUGGGAUUGAACCUAGCGUGGAUCUCGAGACACUUGACGAACGAAUCAAAAUCCGAGAGAUGAUCCUGAAAGGCCAGAUCCAGGAGGCAAUCGCGCUGAUCAACAGCCUCCACCCGGAGCUCCUAGACACAAACCGGUACCUGUACUUUCACCUGCAGCAGCAGCAUCUGAUUGAGCUGAUUCGGCAGCGGGAGACGGAGGCAGCACUGGAGUUUGCCCAGACACAGCUGGCGGAGCAGGGCGAGGAGAGCCGGGAGUGCCUGACGGAGAUGGAACGCACCCUGGCCCUGCUGGCCUUUGACAGCCCCGAGGAGUCGCCCUUUGGGGACCUCCUCAACAUGAUGCAGCGGCAGAAGGUGUGGAGUGAAGUUAACCAAGCUGUCCUAGAUUAUGAGAAUCGUGAGUCGACACCCAAGCUGGCAAAAUUACUGAAACUACUACUUUGGGCUCAGAAUGAACUGGACCAGAAGAAAGUGAAAUACCCUAAAAUGACCGACCUCAGCAAGGGCGUGAUCGAGGAGCCCAAGUAGACCCUGUGCCGGGGACCCGCGCACGGCCACCACCCAGGACAUGUCACAGCUGCUGGUGGCCACGGGAUCUUUACUGCAGUAGAGAACUCCUUUUCCCCCUUUUCCCUUUUUUUUGAAUCGGCAUUUUUUCUGAAGAGGAAAAUGGCUCUUUUAAGUGCUGGAAAACCAUGCAGCAAAAGCCUCUGUGUCUGCCGUGCAUUCUUCCUGCUCUCAGGCUCUGGCUGCUGGAGGACUCGUUUACGUCGAGUGCUGUGUCCUGUGGGACAUCAGUCCCACGAGCCUCCUGCUCAGGAUGUGGAAAGCACCGGUCUGCCGCUCUCUGUUAGGUUGGAGGCAGAUAGUGUGCUUUCUCUAUUCUAAGGCUUGUCCAACUUUCGUCUAAAACUUUUUCUUACCGCUUGGUUUUUUGUUUGUUUUUUCAUAGGACAGAAUAUAUAAAUUUGUAAAUUCUAAUUCAAAGACUCAUGUGUGAGGGUAUGGAGUUUGAUUUUCUCCUCUUUUGUUUUUGGGUUGUGUGGCUUCUGGGGAGAUACGUAUGUGAGGAACAGGCUGCGUGAUUUUUAUUUUUUUAACGUAUAUUUUGGUGCUGUGUGUGAGAGACACGCUCACAGUGGGUCCACAGCCAUCUUUUUAAGGCAGUCUUGCUUGAAAUAAAGGCUUCUCUGAUUUUAAGAAUUACCAAAA